AUGUGCUGCACCUCUCAUAGUGUUGUGGGUAGAUGUAUGACAAUGUGCCCGGAAGCUGAAACUCAGUUCCGUCUUGCUAAUAACAUGGUCCACGCUCUGGAGAAACUUGACGAUACUUCCGAAAGGUCUAGAGAUAUUCGGCAAAGAAUGGUGAAGGAAUACACACGACCAGCAGCUGGCUCCGAUCAUCUGAAUCCGGAUAUCCUACGACCUCCUAAGAUACUCCUUUUAACCGUCCGUUACCUCUUGGAUAUCUAUGAAAGUGAAAAGCUAAAGCAAUUCAAUUCGGUGUAUUCGUUUGUUUGUGAUCGCUUCCGAGCUGUUCGGCAGGACAUGAUUCUCCAAAAUGUCUCUGCAGCAGAAACGUUGCUACUUCUUGACGAAAUGAUACCUUUCUACGUGGAAACUGAUUAUAAGUGCCAAACGGAAAAGUGUGAAGCUUACGACUGGAAACUUCAUUCCACUCAACUAGAAGAGUGCCUUUCAAGGUGGGCAGAAGCGGCAGCCAUCGUACCCCAUGGAUGUGUGAGUGAUCGCACUUUAAGUGCUUAUAUCCUUCACGGAAUUUCAGAUCCGACAUCUCUGUUGGACCUCUACGCUUGGAAGAGCUACCUCACUCGUGACGUAUUCCAUAUCCUCCACGACAUCAUCAUUGCCUUUCGCAGCAACAACUACGUCAGAUUCUUCCGUCGGCUAGCAGAGUUGCCUUCCGACGUCAUAGCUGUUGCAGCUGUGGAGGCAGUACGAAUGCUGCGGCUCCGAGCGCUGCGGACGAUCUCCGCUGCUUACAAAUCCCCCGGUCUCAAAAUCUCGAGGAGCGUCUUAGCAAGAUGGCUUCGUCAUGACGACAUUUCCGGCUUGCUUUCUUGUUUUGGAAUUCCAUGCUCAGAAUCUAUUCAAAUUUCGUCUAUAGUUGUGAAUAAUGCUCUAAGUGAUGACGCCAAAAGGCUGAUGUCCGUGAUGGCCAUCAUGAAUGGAGUAAUAAUGAUUUCUGAUAUCGCUUGGAUUCAAAGAGGAGUGGCUAAGAAAACUCCGGACAAAGUCAAGCUAAACGAAGAGCAAAUGAGGCAGCUCAUAGAAGGAAGUGCUCCUGACACAUCAGAUGUGGAAAGCGAUAACGACGGUGAGGCUGAAGCCAAGCGUGAACCAGGUGUUCGUGGAUCCGCAGCAAAUGAGGGGACGGAUAACUGCGAAGAAACAGAAAUGGCGGAGGCAAAAGAAGAGGAUGAGGCGAAGCCUGAAAGCGGGAUGAGAGGGAUUGCUAUGUAUGCAUCAAAUGCUGAUGAUCCGUACGUAACGCUACACGUUGAUAGUGAUGAAGAGGAGAAGGAGGAAAUUGAAAUUAACCCUGACGACAAUUUAGUAGUGCUGGCGAAAAUUGAUAGGGACAACUAUACUUUGGAUGUUUUCCUGUAUAAUGAAGAAAACGAGGACUGGUAUUGUCAUCACGAUUAUAUUCUAGAUGCACCCCCUUUAUGUCUUGAACCGAUCCAACAUGACCCUGGAAAUGAUGAAACUGGGAAGGGUAAUCUUAUUUCUGUCGGUACAAUGGAACCUGUGAUCAACAUAUGGGAUCUAGAUAUAAUGAACUCUGUUGAACCAGUUGUAUCCCUAGGAUCCAAGAGUAAAGGUCGGCGAAGGAAGCGCGAUGGAAGUCAACAAGGUCACUCAGAUGCUGUCCUUGGACUUGCGUGGAAUAGGAUCACAACCCAUGUUCUAGCGAGUGGAGGUGCCGACAAACAAAUCAUUUUGUGGGAUUUGGACGAAGCCAAGGCAGCUCAAAUAAUCCCGGAGCGCGAUGGGGAGGUACAAGCUCUUUCAUGGCAUCCAGCCGAAGCAUCUUUCAUACUCACGGGUACUCUUGGUGGAACUGUAGAGGUUAUUGAUUGUCGAGAAAACAGUGGCUCAUCUUCAGCUAUGUGGAAUCUUGGUGCUCAGGUGGAACAAGUGAGGUGGAACCAUUUCAAUCCAUUCUCGGCUUUCGUUGCAACAGAUGACGGAACCCUUCGCCACAUCGAUAUGAGGAAACCUGGAGAAAUACUUUGGGAAGGACAUGCCCAUGACGGCAGUGUUGGAGGUUUGACACUCUCUGCCACUGUGCGUGGUCUAUUAGUCACCGUUGGUCAUGACCAGAUGUUAUGCGUUUGGAAGGUGCAAGACGACGGAUCUAUUGCAAAAGUACAUUCUGAAAUGCAACACGUUGGUCCAUUACAUGCCGCCCAAUUCAAUCCAGACGUAGCCACUGUGUGUUGUAUUGGAGGCUCAUUGAACGACCUAGUUAAAUUGGUUGAUGUCGGUAAGAAAGAAAGCGUUUUGAAAGCUUUUUCUUGA
Molecule: messenger RNA, 2331 nt
Organism: Haemonchus placei
Lineage: Eukaryota; Metazoa; Nematoda; Chromadorea; Rhabditida; Trichostrongylidae
Source: the annotation of a GenBank genome assembly